Penicillium alfredii is the source of this 1017-nucleotide messenger RNA. Its product is annotated as porphobilinogen deaminase. Gene Ontology annotation, cellular component: cytoplasm. Gene Ontology annotation, molecular function: hydroxymethylbilane synthase activity. Gene Ontology annotation, biological process: heme biosynthetic process. NCBI's taxonomy places the organism in Eukaryota, Fungi, Ascomycota, Eurotiomycetes, Eurotiales, Aspergillaceae. The transcript has 2 exons. The record is from RefSeq and is a predicted model, not a curated record. Bases 1 to 1017 code for a protein of 338 amino acids.
AUGGCAUCGGCCCCCACCGCGCAGAAGACGUUCACAAUUGGAACGCGCAGUUCCAAGCUGGCUCUCUUCCAGACUGAACAAGUUCAAGCAGCCCUGAAGAAGGCAUGGCCCGAAUAUGAUUUCAAGAUCUUCUCCAAGGAGACUGCGGGUGACCUCAAUACCACCAUUGCCCUUCGAGACUUUACCACCAAGAACCUGUGGACGGAGGAAUUGGAGGAAUUGAUGAUCGCCGGACAGGUUGAUUUGAUUGUCCACUCGCUGAAAGAUGUCCCCACCCUCCUCCCCUCCUCCUGCGUAUUGGGCCCGAUGAUGCCACGGGAAGAUAACCGGGACGUUCUGGUGGUGAAGCAAGGACUGUCCUACAAGAGUCUGGCGGAGAUCCCCGCCGGCUCUGUCGUUGGCACGUCGUCCAUCCGCCGGACCGCCCAGCUGGCACGAAAAUACCCCCAAUUGAAGAUCCAGGAUGUCCGGGGGAAUAUCGGCACCCGGCUGGCCAAGCUGGAUGCCGAGGACAGCCCGUACACCUGCAUUAUCUUGGCCGCGGCUGGUCUGUUGCGUCUUGAGCUGCAGGACCGCAUCACACAAUACCUCGACUCCAAGAACAGCGGUAUGCUCUACGCCGUUGGCCAGGGCGCGCUUGGAAUUGAGAUCCGCAAGGAGGAUCAGAUCUUGCAUGAGAUGCUCAGCAAGAUCGGCCAUCAGGACACGACUCUCGCCUGUUUGGCGGAGCGCAGUCUGUUGCGCACCCUCGAAGGUGGCUGCAGUGCUCCGUUGGGUGUCGAGACUGAAUGGGUUCGGACUCCAGAGGGCGCGAAGAAUUUGCAGAUGCGGUCGGUUGUUGUCAGCGUGGAUGGCAAGGAAUGUGCCCAAGUGACAUUGGACGCCGACGUCAGCUCCGCAGCAAGUGCUGAGGCUUUUGGCGUCACUGUGGCCAAGGCCUUGGUGGCUGACGGUGCCGGGGCCAUUCUCGAGGCCAUCCAGCAGGAGAAGGUGGCCAAGGAGAAUGUCUCCGUUUAG